AUGGAUGGGCAGCGACAUCACCUUGUGGGCAUCAGGGACUUCACGGAUGUGCCGGUGCUUUCCAAGGACGCCGCAGACCCUGAAAGCGAUCGCACCGUGCAGGCAUGUUCGCCUGUCGAUGGGCUGGAUUUUGACGAUGACUCGGCAUCCAUGGUCUCAGGUGUGGAAGAUGUGGUACGUCACAAGCAGGCUUUCCUUGAGAUAGACAUGGCUUCAAUGAGGGUGAUUGCAGCAUCUGCGCCGGUCGACGAGUCUGUCGGUCUGGAGUUGAGUGAGUUGUUCCCCGCUGCCCACACGAUUCACCUUCUGCAGCGCCUGCAGCAUGAGGCGAUUGCACUGGCGGGCAAGGGGGAGCCUCUGCGUGGCAACACUUUUAACUUCCAGGACUUGCCCGUAUGCUUCGGUGCGGGCAAAGCAGCCCAGAUCACAGGCAAUAUGCAAAUCCUGAAGACUAGCCAGGGUCCGAGCAAUGUGCUGCUUUUGUUCGACGAGCCGCGCUUCCACUCAACGAAGAGACGCCGCAGUAUCAGCCCAACAAAGUCCAAGACCGGGACUCCAGCACGCCCGCGCUCGGGCAGCGCGGGCACGUUCGGAGAUGAGCGUCCGCGGGAUGACUUCGUUGCCAUCGACAUAGAGCCAGAUUGCGAUGCCUCUGACUCCACCUUCAGCGACAUCAAGGAUAGGACAGACUUCUCCCGCUCUACAUCCAACUCCACCGGCACAAACGGCACGAAGGAUAUCUCCGAAUGCCCCGCCAGCGGAGUCAAGGUGACGAGCAAUCUGGCCCUUUGA
Symbiodinium pilosum is the source of this 792-nucleotide messenger RNA. The record is from the annotation of a GenBank genome assembly. Lineage: Eukaryota; Dinophyceae; Suessiales; Symbiodiniaceae.